AUUGUAACUUUACAAAAUCAGUCCACAAGAUGGCCAUAUCUCGGCUUAGGCUGGGAUUUCGGAUCGGUUUUGCCGCCGUGGGCACCCUAGUAGGGCUGUCUGCGGUUAUCUGUUGGAUACAGGUGUUCAAGAGCUACGAUACAGCGGCUUUUGGUGGCGUUUCAGGUCUCACUGCGGCUGUGGCCCUGGUCGUCCACAUCCUCUAUGCACGUGACCAAUGGCAGACCUGGUAUGGCUGGCUGCGCGGGCUGAUGCUGUCUGGCUGCUUCGUGCAGCUGGCUGGAGUCUGCGGAUUUGUCACCUACCUGGUGCUGGGCAUCACCAACCACCAUGUGCUGAAGCCUGACAGUUACUACCUGACGUGUGUUUGGUGCUUCUUGACUUGGAAGUGGGGCUUCCUGCUCUUCCUGUACUCCAGGAUGUACAGGCGGGAAUUCGACCCAACCUACCAGCGUAUGGCCGAACCAGCAGAUGUCAAGGUGUAGUGGAACUACUGUAGGUACAUGUACCUAAAUGUUAUAUUAGGUACAGGUGUUUACUAGUCCAUACAGGUACUUGUACCUGAGCAAAGCAACAAAAUAACCUGUGGUGUCAAGUUCAAAGAUCACAGAAGCAGUAAACAGAAUUUUCAUUAAGAAGUUUGGACCUGUACCUAAAAGUUUUGAUUUUUUUAUUGUACCAGCACCCCAUAUAAUGCAGCCGUAGGAUGUGUUCUAGAGACCUAGUUAUGAAGCUUGUAAAUAUCUGAAUAAUAAGAGAUAAUCUAGCAUCAUUAAUUUGUGCAGUUGCAGUAUGUUUUCCAAUCAGCAUCAUAAAUGUACAUGUACUGUAACUUGUGUCUUCUCACUAAAGUUUGCAGUAAUGUAAAAUUACGUCUGUUUGACACAGAUUGUUUCCAAGUUUAACUAGAAAAUAUUCAAAUUAUUCAAGACUAUCUAAUCAGCUAGUUCAUCCAUGUAAUGUUGUUUUUUACAUUUUAAUAUAAAUCAUAACUAAUUUUCUUAUAUAAAAAUGAUAGAUGAUUAAGAAAAUUGGUUGGAAAUUGAUUUUCAAAUGAAAAGCACCAGUGUCAGGCUCACAUUGUAUGUCACAAUUGUUUCCUUGACAAUUGAAUUUUUCAUCUAUGUUUGUGUGUACAAAGCAAGUACUAUUAUAUUAUCUGAUAGUUUCAUGUCAAUGCAGUGUCGACUGAAAUUAAUUUGAAAAAAAUCAUGGAGCAACUCAGACAUUUUCCUCAGUCAAUUUUUCAAUUAAAAACGUCUGUAUGAUUGUAAUUGUAAUGAAAUAUAGCAAAUGCUACUUACAUGUAGUAUAUUCAAAAGGAAAUAAAUAGUAUCAUUGUUGCAGUAGUAACCCUAUAGAUGAUUUUAAUUAAUAUGGUUUAGUUAUGGACAUAAUAGUCUGUUGGCUUCAAAAUCAAUAAAUCAAGCUAUUUUCAUCAAAUCUGUAUGGACAUGGAAUUCAUUUUUGUGUGAAAUCUGUCACAUGUAGGACAUACAGGGUUGCUGUUUAUCUAGUUGGAAGGCCUGUACAGAAAUAGAUGAUUUCCAACAGCCUCACAUCACAACAAAUUCAUAAUCAUUUCAGUCAAAUUACGA
Branchiostoma belcheri (Belcher's lancelet) is the source of this 1598-nucleotide messenger RNA. RefSeq names its product heme transporter HRG1-like. Gene Ontology annotation, cellular component: plasma membrane; lysosomal membrane. Lineage: Eukaryota; Metazoa; Chordata; Leptocardii; Amphioxiformes; Branchiostomatidae. The coding region runs from base 30 to 485 and encodes 151 amino acids. The record is from RefSeq and is a predicted model, not a curated record. Gene Ontology annotation, biological process: heme transport. Gene Ontology annotation, molecular function: heme transmembrane transporter activity; heme binding. The transcript is spliced from 3 exons.